Messenger RNA from Mya arenaria, 5063 nucleotides. RefSeq lists its product as uncharacterized. The transcript is spliced from 6 exons. NCBI's taxonomy places the organism in Eukaryota, Metazoa, Mollusca, Bivalvia, Myida, Myidae. Gene Ontology annotation, molecular function: protein binding. The coding region runs from base 3 to 2561 and encodes 852 amino acids. The record is from RefSeq and is a predicted model, not a curated record.
CGAUGUCAGACCGGUACUACCGCCUGGUGACUCUGCUCCUUGACAUCAGUCUCCCAGCUCUGAGGGACCUGUUCGUACAUUGCGCCAAGAAUGAUCCGAAUGUAACAUUCACCACACUUGAGGGAUACAUGAACAGCCGUAGGAUAGCAGUCGAUGCUUUACUCAAAUCAAAAAUACUUCGUAAACAUCAAUUUGAUAUUGUAUUCCCAACAUCAGGAAAGUUUGACGAAACCAAAUGGGACAUGUCCUUAUUGUCAUCACUUCUCCUAAGCAUGUUCGGACAAACAAUAACUCCUGUGAAAACUGAAAUACAGCGAAUAAGAGAUAUGCGAAAUAAAUUAUCACACAGGUCUGACACAAGCAUGGUUGAAACAGAAUACAAUUCUUUUUGGACAAAUACUGUUGGUUUGACCGUCAAAGUUAUAACUCAUUUCAAGGGUCCUCUUGACAUACAGAAAGUGGUAAAGGAUAUCACCAGUCUCGAAACUCGCACCCUUGACCCUUCCAAAACACUUGAAAUCAUGAAUACUUGGUAUCUGGGAGUCAGUUUGGAGAAUGCUGCAGAAAUGAAGCAGAAAUUAGUUGAAGUUGGAAUCACUACCUCCCUUACUUCGAGUGUACUACAAAAAGCUACAGUCAAAGGGAAAGGCAGAUCAGGUAAACCGACAAAGAGGAUAAAAAUUUGCAAUCCACAUUUAGAGGGAUUUAAAGGUGAUUUCAAACGAAAUAUGUCGCGGUGUAUUCAAGGAGAUUUUAUUCCACCCGAACAAGUUGGAACAAUUCGACAAAAGAUAGAAAAUGAUCACCUUGCAACUGUGGUCGGAUAUGGUGAGAGCGCGUAUCUUUCAACUGUGUUCCAUGCAAUCAACGGUAGUGAGUAUGAUUCCAAGUUUUGUGCAUUGCUAACAGACCCUUCCGACUGGAUUCAUGUCGACCCAGAUGAUGUGCAGCUUGUUGUUUUCAAAGAUCCAUUCGGAAGCGUAGUAUUUGAUCAAAACAAAGCUACAGCUAUGUUCAACAAACUUGACGACAUAAAAAACUCAUGUGAUGACUCAAAGCUGGAUGUUAUUAUUGCUUCUAAAGGAGAAAUCCUAAACGAGGCAAUGCGAGUGUUACAACAGACACCCGAUGUCCUUGAGGACAAGAUAGUAGUUUACAAAGGAACAAGUGCACCAACUCCCUUCAGUAUGAUAGAGAUGAGCAAAUGUUACGUAGAAGAUCUGCAGAAGACAACACUCAAGACAAGUAAUACAAAUUAUAGAACAAUUUUGUCCAAACUCAGCGAUAAACACUGUGUGGUUUUGACAGCUACAGAUAGUGAUGGCCUUUCAAAAUGCAUUACCUACCUGACAGCAGAUUUCCCGAGCUGUUUGACUGUGUCCCACAGAGACGAUAUCAUGCAUGCGAAACUGGACAGCGCGGGCGUAGUUGUGGUAGUUGACAUGGCGGGGAAAUAUGUGUUCGACAUGUUGAAAGCAAACCAAUGGUUGGAGACCUUCGACUUUAUGAAGCCAAUGGUGAACAAUGGGAAACCAAACAUUGCGGUCGUGAUGGACAAGGCGAGGCUGCAUGAGUGCCUUCGGAAAACAGGAAUGCAUUGGAUUUUUCAAAACGUCUUGGAAAUGAAUCCGUCAGGAGGUAUUGUUGAUGUUGACGUCCAGAGCGUUAUCAAUAACGAACUGGGUAGACCGACCAGCGUCAGCAUGCAGACUGACCCAACCCUGAGACACGUGGCCGACAUUAAGCUGAUGAAACGAGACGAGGAUGAUGACGAUGACGAUGACAUGGUAGAGUUGGGCUAUAUAAGCGGAAUGACCGUGGUGGAGGACAGAUUACUGGUGGCCGUGGACCUGAAAAAUGUUUGUUUGCGUUGUUUUGAUUUGAGCACAAGUACACAGAUAUCGAGAUAUGAUAUGCAACGACCCUCGCCAUAUGAUAUAACAACACUACCUGGUUGUCGAGUAGCUGUGACACUUCCUUCAGCUGGUAAAAUUCAUUUCCUGGAAGUGAAAUCUCAGUCCGGAGAGUUUUUGUUUAUUAAUAAGAUAAACGUUGAUGAAGGAUGUUAUGGAAUAGUGUACAGUGAUGACAAACUGAUACUAUCAUAUAAGGGUCAUACAUCCAAUAACGUACAAAUACUGGACAUGGAGGGCAACGUGCAGCAGGUGUUCGAGAAGGACAGUAACGGUGAGAAUCUGUUCAAAUGGCCCGAACAAGUGGCCGUUAGCCCUGACCACAACACAAUGUACGUAUCUGACUGGGAGAAGGACACGGUGACUGCCCUGACGCGGGAUGGUCAUGUGCUCGGGGUUUUACAGGAUAAGGACAAUCUACGUGACCCACGUGGAUUAACUGUUGAUGCCACAGGUUGUGUGUACGUAUGUGAUUGUAAUUCCAACACUGUGUGCCUAGUGUCCCCGGAGACCGGCUCUGUCACCAGGCUGCUGGGGGAGGAGGAUGGUGUUCACAGUCCACGUUGUGUGGCAGUAUGUGAUAAAUCACGCCGUCUGUACGUUGGGAUGUGGCGCAUCAGUGGAAUUAAAGUGUUCAAAAUAGAAUAAUGAAACAUAUUAUAGAAAGGUUACUUUUAUUGCCUGUAUCAGAAUGAUUUAUUUUAAUGCUUAUGUUGAAAAGCGUUUGUUAAAUUGUAAUGGAAGUUCACAAGAUUAUGUUGUAUCAUAAUGAGUGUGUACCCGAUAAGAAUAUUAUUGUGACAUUGCUUAUUCAGACAAAAAAUCAAACAAGAAAAGCAGUUUCACAUUUUAAGUUGUACUUGAUGUUGAUGUUGUUGUUUUCAAGCAAAUGCAACACGAGUUGUGUUUUUAUUUUAAUAGUGAUUAUAUAUUUACAAACGAUCAUAACAUUUAAAAAAAAGAAUUAUUUAAAAAAAUAUCAUUUAUAAUUAAUGUUCCACUUUCACUUUUAUUCGAUAACAUCUCUGAUUGUAUGCUAUACUGAAAUGAUGAUAACGCGUACUAGAUGAUACAUCUUACAUAAAGGAAAAAGUGACAUAUUUAUGUAGAAAUUUGUUUAAGUUAUAGUAAGAUGACAUGAAGUGAAUUCUUGAUUAUUAAGAAUAGGCGGAGUGAGCGUAGCGAACGAGUCCUUCUUGAUUAUUAAGAAUUCACUUCAUGUCAUCUAACUGACUUAGAAUACAACCUCAUUGGCUGAUACAUUGUCAACGUAAAAUCUGAUGCAGGGAGUGUGUAUCGGAUAAUUGGCAGAAAAGGAGGACUUUUUCGCACGCGCGAAAGUUGAAAUUCUUAUGAUUAAGUCUACUACUUAAUGGUUGCCGUUCUGCAGUUUCAUUGGCGUAAAAUGUAGGUUGUAUUCUAAAUAAAGUGAUGUUUUUACGUUUGAGCCUCUAGUUCCAGUCUCUUUUAUGACAUUGCCAUGUGCCUCCAUUCUUUUUUAAAUGUUCGACUAGUGGGCUUCUGUCUGUAUAUUGUUAUUGUAUCAUUCAUUAUAGUACACUUCACAUUCUAUGCGUAAUGAACGCGCCUGGUUCUGAGACAUCCAUGCUAUAUUUAGUACGAGGUUGUUCCAUGACAUUUGGAGUCAUUUCGUUCCAACAUUCAGCUAUAUAUAUUUCCUUACGAAAAAGAAUAUUCCGCAUAAUGUUAUUUUUUUUUAUUUUUGCUUAACUUUUUUAAAUAUUUUUAUUUUUGUUUAACCUCCAGGGCCGGUGUUCAUAAAACAUCUUAAAUAAUUACCUAUCUUAUUAAUAAGUCAUUUUCCUAAGUUAACUAUCCCACUGGUCAUAUGAUAGCAUAACUUAGUUAUAUUUAAAAUUCUUUAUACUUAUCAUUUUGAUGUAAUAUUUAAACUUUUUGAACAAAAUGCUACUUUUUUUUCUUUAAUUUUAACUAUGGACAUUUUACGAAUUUGACUUCAAAUAAGAUAUGAGGUGUUUCUUUAAUACCGGCCCUGGCCCCGAUUUCUCGAAACUUCUUAAGUUCCAUGAAAGAGAAUAAAAAAAAGCUACCUAUUUGUGUGUUUCAAAAAUUUGAGUUAUAUACACAUAAGUUGUCGUCGUCAUGAAAAAUGAACUAUAAGCUUCUAAGCAUAGAUGUCGCAAUGUUUACAUACAUUUUUGCCAAUAUUAUUCCUGGAUAUAUUAUAAUUGGAUGUUUAUUAUUCCUGACGUAUAAAUGCACUAAUGCAGUGACCAUAGAUUCUCAAGAGACUCAAACUAGAAUGUAAGUUUAUACAUGCGAGACCCGAACCAGUAUGUAAGUUAAAUAACUUAGAGACCCAAACUAGUAUGCAAGCUAAUAACUUAAAGACCCAAACUAUUAUGCAAGCUAAUAACUUAGAGACCCAAACUAUUAUGCAAGCUUAUAACUUAAAGACCGAAACUAUUAUGCUAGCUAAUAACUUAAAGACCCAAAAUAUUAUGCAAGCUAAUAACUUAGAGACCCAAACUGGUAUGCAAGCAUAUAACUUAGAGACACAAACCAAUAUAUAAGUUAAUAACUUAGAGACCCAAACCAUUGUAUAAAUUAUCAACUUAUAGUGCCAAACUAGUUUAUAAGUUAAUUACUAAGAGUCCCAAACUAUUAUAAAAGUUUAAUAACUUAGAGACCCAAACCAUUAUAUAAUCUAAUAAUUUAGAGACCCAAUAUAGUAUAUACGUUAAUAAUUUAGAGACCUGAACUAGUAUAUAAGUUAAUAACUUAGAGACCCAAACCAUUAUAUAAUCUAAUAAUUUAGAGACCCAAUAUAGUAUAUACGUUAAUAAUUUAGAGACCUGAACAAGUAUAUAAGUUAAUAACUUAGAGACCCAAACUAUUAUAAUUAUAAGUUUCAUCAAGAAACACAUGAGAGACAACAACGUUAUGUAACUGGUAACAUUAGCUCAAGAAAAUAGCUAAUAAUAUUUUGGCUUUAUCUUUUGUUUAGGAACUUGAGGACUUUUGGUCACUGAAAUUUAUAGAUAAAUUAAUUUCUUAGAUCUUUUUUUAAAAACAAAACUGUAAAAUUAUUAGGUUUUCUAAAAUGUCUAUACAUUCUGAAUUUAAUAUUUUAUGUGUAUGUGUGUUUAGGAAAUGAAAUAAACUGUA